AGCAGUGGGGGAGCAGGAGGUGAUACAGCGGGAGAUACAGCGAGGGUCUCAUUACUGGAUUAUUACCGCCGCCUCGCAGCCUGGGAUUUACAAAGGGCUCCGUGCGCUGUGUGUGGCCGAGGAGUUACCGGGAGCUGGCAUUGCAGGAUUUUCUGUGAGGAGCUCAAAAUGCCGCAAACCACAAAUUAUCCAAGUCGGAACUACGACUAUGAGUAUGACUCCAUUCAACCAUUUUUCUACUUUGAUGAAGAGGAGAACUUCUAUCAGCAGCACAACAGAUUGCAGCCUCCAGCUCCCAGUGAGGACAUCUGGAAGAAGUUUGAGCUCUUACCCACUCCACCCCUGUCCCCCAGCCGUCGAUCUAGUCUAUCCAGCCUCUUCCCUUCCACAGCUGAUCAGCUGGAGAUGGUCACAGAGUUCCUGGGAGGGGAUAUGGUCAAUCAGAGUUUUAUCUGUGAGCCGGACGAUGAGGCAUUUGUGAAGUCUAUAAUCAUUCAGGACUGCAUGUGGAGUGGUUUCUCAGCAGCUGCUAGGCUGGAGAAGGUGGUGUCCGAAAAGCUUGCAUCCUACCAGGCUUCUAGGAAGGAGAACUCCAUGUCUUCUCAAUCCCAAAGCCCGCAGCAGCAAAGCCCUCAGAAGACAGAAUCCUGUUCAGGAAACCUAAACCUCAGUGGAACCAAUAGGGUUAGUCAAGACUACUUGCAGGAUCCCAGUUCUGAUUGCAUAGAUCCGUCUGUGGUUUUUCCCUACCCACUGAAUGACACUAUUUCCAAAGCCAACUCUAGCUGCCUAGAUAUCAUCCUGGACACCCCACCAAUAAGCAGUAACGGCAACAGCAGUGAAUCAGAAGAGGAACAAGAUGAUGAUGAAUAUGAGGAAGAGCAAGACGAGGAUGAAGAUGAGGAGGAAGAGGAUGAAGAAGAGAUUGAUGUUGUCACAGUUGAAAAAAGACAAAGUGCAACAAAAAGAAAUGAAUCAAACACUUACUCUUCACAAUCUAGACCUCACCACAGUCCUCUAGUCUUAAAGCGAUGUCAUGUAUCUACCCACCAACACAACUACGCUGCCCCUCCCUCCACAAAAAUGGACUACCCAUCUUCCAAAAGGGCAAAGUUGGAGAGCAACACCAGAGUUCUUAAACAGAUCAGCAACAACCGCAAGUGCUCGAGUCCCAGGUCGUCAGACUCUGAGGAGAAUGACAAGAGAAAGACACAUAAUGUUCUUGAACGUCAGAGGAGAAACGAGCUCAAGUUAAGUUUCUUUGCCCUUCGCGAUCAGGUACCAGAGGUAGCAAACAACGAGAAGGCCCCCAAAGUGGUCAUCCUCAAAAAAGCAACAGAAUAUGUAAUUUCUAUGCAGGAAGAUGAGCGACGGCUACAACGAGAGGCAGAACAGUUGAAAUUAAAAAAAGAACAAUUAAAACACAGACUUCAACAGCUAAGGAACUCGAAUAUGUAAACCUUAACGGGAACAUAAGACUUAUUAAAACUUUGACCAUUAAAUAUAAGGUGGUCUCAACAAAAGACCUCUGAACUACUUGACUGGACAUAAUUGCAUGCACAUGAUUCAAAACUACACAACCUUGGCGUGGUCUCUUCAGACUUUGCCAGCACCUUAAAACUGCCUCAUUAAUUUUGAAAUGGGAAUACGGGAUAGAACUUUUUUUUUUUUUUUUUUUUUUCUGCUUGGGGUGGGGGAGGGGUGGAUUUUUUUUAAUUUAGUUUUUGUUUUACAGAAUAUUUGUAUUUAAGACGUUUAUUUUUCUUACAAACGAUACUGAAGUUUUGUUCUAAAAUAGCUUCUAUAAUCUAUUGCUGAUGUGUAUAAUAUCCUUACUGAGAUCUUUAUAGAAGAUUACUCUAUUAAUAUUCACUUCUCUAACCAGAAAUGCAGGGCAAAAAAAGGGCAGAUUAGCACACGUGUCUUUCCUGCCAUGCCGCAUUUAUUAAAAAUGUUUGUGGUUUUCUUAUAUUUAAGUACAUUUAUAUUAUCAAAAGUUGUUUGCUAUUCCUGUAUUUGAUCUGUCAUCUCAAAUUCUGAAGUCCUGAUGAAGGCGAAGCUGACCAACAUGUGACUUAAUAAU
Pelobates fuscus (common spadefoot toad) is the source of this 2083-nucleotide messenger RNA. RefSeq names its product MYC proto-oncogene, bHLH transcription factor (gene MYC). Gene Ontology annotation, molecular function: RNA polymerase II cis-regulatory region sequence-specific DNA binding; DNA-binding transcription factor activity, RNA polymerase II-specific; protein dimerization activity. The transcript has 3 exons. Gene Ontology annotation, biological process: positive regulation of cell population proliferation; regulation of transcription by RNA polymerase II. The record is from RefSeq and is a predicted model, not a curated record. The coding region runs from base 169 to 1458 and encodes 429 amino acids. Lineage: Eukaryota; Metazoa; Chordata; Amphibia; Anura; Pelobatidae.